CCCUCUUUAUUAAAUACCCUCACGCCGAUUAGAUAAACCCUAAAUCGCUAACUCGAAAUCGAAAUUGAGUUUGCUGCGAUAUGGAGCUUCGAUCUCGCAAUAAGCAGACUCUUCAAUCGAACCAAGGUACUCGAUUUCACCGCCACCAGAAUCUCUAUGACGAAGAAGUCGAUGAACAAACUUAUGUAAUACCUUCUUCUUCAGAUGACGACGAUUCAGAGUUUCAAGGUGAGGAAGAGGAAGAGGAGAAGGAUGAUGAUGAUGAUGAUGUCCCUAACGUCCAUGUCAAUUUGCCCAAUCCUGUACCUGCUCGUGUCCCUGUGCCAUGGCCACCAUUCCCAAGAGGCGUUAAAAGAAAGAGCACACGUGUCAUCAGAGAGAAAGGCACCCUCUUGUGGGAGAUUUGGGAGCAAGAGGAUCAGAAGUGGAUCGACCAACACAUGACAGAGGACGUCGACUUGAACCAGCAGAACACCUUAAUCGCCGAAACCGCCGAGCCCCCUGCCGACUUAAUCAUGCCGCUGUUAAGGUACCAGAAGGAGUUCUUAGCGUGGGGAUCGAAACAGGAGCAGUCGUUUAGAGGAGGCAUUCUCGCGGACGAGAUGGGGAUGGGGAAAACCAUACAAGCCAUCUCUCUCGUUCUCGCCAAGCGCGACUUCGACAGGGCUAAUAAGGCCAAAAAAGCUGUGGGGUGCACGCUUGUGCUUUGUCCUCUCGUUGCUGUCUCUCAGUGGUUAAGCGAGAUUGAUCGGUUUACAUCCCCGGGGAGCACCAAGGUGCUUGUGUACCAUGGGGCUAAGCGUGAGAAGAAUGCUGAAGAGUUUAAGAAGUAUGACUUUGUGUUGACGACUUAUUCCACGGUUGAGAAUGAGUUCAGGAAGUGCAUGAUGUCUCCCAAGGAGCAGUGUGAGUAUUGCAGCAAGUCGUUUUAUCCCGCGAAGCUGUUAAUCCACAAUAAGUAUUUCUGUGGGCCCAACGCUGUGAAAACGAAUAAGCAAUCUAAGCAGCAGAAGAAGAAGAUCUCUGUAGCUGCUUCAUCGUCCAAGAAAGGGAAGGAAGUUGAUGAAGGAGAGGGUAGCAAGACGAAGCGGUCUAGGAGGAAGAGUAAAAAGGGAUUGGAGGACGAUCAGCUUGGUUCUGUGGAUAGAAAGAAGUCUCUUUUGCACUCUAUUACGUGGAACCGGAUCAUUUUGGAUGAGGCUCAUUACAUCAAAGAAAGACGUAGCAACACUGCGAGAGCUGUUUUUGCUUUGGAGGCUACUUACAGAUGGGCUUUGAGUGGUACCCCUCUCCAGAACCGUGUUGGAGAGCUUUACUCUCUGAUUCGCUUCUUGCAAAUUCGUCCAUACUCGUAUUACUUCUGCAAGGACUGUGACUGUAGAAUUCUUGAUUACACUGCGCAUGUAAGCUGUAACAGCUGCACUCAUAAUGCAGUGCGACAUUUCUGUUGGUGGAACAAGUAUGUGGCUAGACCAAUAACAGCAUAUGGAGGCAACGAACUGGGUAGGAGAGCCAUGGUAUUGCUUAAGCACAAAGUUCUGAAAGACAUCCUCAUAAGACGUACUAAACUGGGCCGGGCGGCUGAUCUCGCCCUUCCUCCUAGAUUCAUCACUCUGAGGCGAGAUGCACUAGAUGUAAAAGAGUUUGAUUACUAUGAGUCACUAUACCAAAACAGCCAAUCGCAAUUUAAUACGUAUGUUGAGGCUGGGACAUUGAUGAAUAACUAUGCACAUAUAUUUGAUCUUCUCACCCGUCUGAGACAGGCUGUUGAUCAUCCUUACCUUGUGGUGUAUUCCGCUUCUAGUGGAGAAAACGCUAACUUGAAUGGUGAGAACAAAAGGGAGCAAGAGUGCGGUCUCUGCCACGAACCGGCUGAAGACAGUGUUGUGACUUCGUGUGCACAUGUGUUCUGUAAAGCCUGUUUGAUUGAUUUCUCUGCAUCCCUGGGAAAAGUCAGCUGUCCGACAUGCUCGAAACUACUAACCGUGGAUUGGACUACUAAAGCUGGCGCAGAGCAACAUGCAAACAAGACGACACUAAAAGGAUUUAGAGCCUCAAGCAUCUUGAAUCGGAUAAAGCUCGAUGAUUUUCAGACAAGUACAAAAAUAGAGGCUUUGAGGGAAGAAAUCAGGUUCAUGGUUGAAAGAGAUGGGUCUGCCAAAGCAAUAGUUUUCAGCCAAUUUACAUCAUUUUUGGAUCUGAUACACUACACCCUCGGGAAGUGUGGGGUUGGUUGUGCCCAACUGGUGGGAAGUAUGUCCAUGGGAGCUAGAGAUGCUGCCAUCAAUAGAUUCAAAGAAGAUCCAGAUUGCAGAGUUUUCUUAAUGAGUUUGAAAGCUGGAGGGGUUGCUCUCAACCUAACAGUUGCUUCACAUGUGUUCAUGAUGGAUCCGUGGUGGAACCCAGCGGUUGAGAGACAAGCACAAGACAGAAUACAUAGGAUUGGACAGUACAAGCCAAUCAGGGUUGUGAGAUUCAUAAUAGAGAACACAGUGGAGGAAAGGAUCCUGAAGCUUCAGAAGAAGAAGGAACUUGUGUUUGAAGGGACCGUUGGUGGUUCUCAGGAGGCCAUAGGGAAGUUGACAGCGGAAGAUAUGAGGUUUCUGUUUACCACCUAACUUAAUCUGUUAACAACAAAAACUAUCAGUGUGUAUGUAAGAUAUGGUACCGUAAACUCGUUUUUACCUUCUUAUAUCUAGCUAGACAUUUGAUGAUGACU
This is a messenger RNA of Brassica oleracea var. oleracea, 2719 nucleotides long. Its product is annotated as DNA repair protein RAD16. Bases 81 to 2618 code for a protein of 845 amino acids. The record is from RefSeq and is a predicted model, not a curated record. NCBI's taxonomy places the organism in Eukaryota, Viridiplantae, Streptophyta, Magnoliopsida, Brassicales, Brassicaceae. The transcript has 16 exons. Gene Ontology annotation, molecular function: ATP binding; metal ion binding; ATP-dependent chromatin remodeler activity.